AUGGGAGCAAAGAACAGUAAAUCCACACAUAGUGAUCCAAUCGCGACUUCAUCAUCAAAAGACAUCCUAUUGUUUCCCAGAAGCGACAAAUCAAAUUAUAAUAAUUGUAGUUAUUUGUUUUUAGGACUCCAUGAUACAGGAAAAAGUACUGUGUUUUAUGGUCUUAAAAGUGUUUGUAUGGAAAUAACAGCAACCAAAUACGAACAAGAUGAAGAUUAUGAGCAUAGAUUGGACAAUUGUUGUAAAGAUAUUAUUGUUGAUAUAUUACAAAAUAUGAGAAUAGAGAUGUUUGGAAAGACCUAUUACUAUUCUAGCAAAGAAUCAGGUGCAACUUUUACACAUGAAUUAUUUGAUGUAGAUGGGUCAAGACCUGGCAGGUGGGGAGUAGAUAUGUGGGGUGAUGUUAUUCUAGUUUUUGCUUCAUUAAGUGAAUUUGAUCAGACAGUUCAGAAUGAUUAUAUCUACAAGUCCUCAACCAACAGAAUGGAAACAAGCUUAACAUGCUUUAAAGGGGUUGCCCGCCGUUUUGAUACAUACAGAUUAGUAUUAGUGUUAACGAAACCUGAUAUCCUAGUCGAGAAAAUUGACGCAUUCGAUACAAGCCGAGCAGUAAGUUUGAAGAUUAGACCUGAACUUUGUCACAUCCCAGAUAAGACUGUGAGAAUGGCAGUGAAUUUUAUGGUCAAUGAAUAUCACAAGGCAUUUAUCGAAACACCUCCUUAUAUGCAAGAACAGAAAUUUAAACCUUUUGAAUAUCAUAUUGUAAACUCAUUGUCCGAUUUCGAUAUUCAACAGUUUAAGAAAGUAUUACUAAUUUCCAAACCAAAUCAAAAAUUGAAACGUUUCAUUUCUCCUUCACUUUACGUUACAAAUGACAAAAAGAAUUUUCCAUUAACGCUUCUUAAAAGAAUCAAGGAUAUGCAGCUGUGUGAUAUAAUGUUGCAAUUGUUGAAUUAA
Molecule: messenger RNA, 957 nt
Organism: Naegleria lovaniensis
Lineage: Eukaryota; Heterolobosea; Eutetramitea; Acrasida; Naegleriidae
Exons: 2
Coding region: 1-957 (318 amino acids)
Biological process (GO): adenylate cyclase-modulating G protein-coupled receptor signaling pathway
Cellular component (GO): heterotrimeric G-protein complex
Molecular function (GO): G protein-coupled receptor binding; G-protein beta/gamma-subunit complex binding; guanyl nucleotide binding
Source: RefSeq, a predicted model, not a curated record